Brassica napus (rape) is the source of this 1591-nucleotide messenger RNA. Its product is annotated as germin-like protein subfamily 1 member 8. The transcript has 3 exons. Gene Ontology annotation, molecular function: manganese ion binding. Bases 463 to 1443 code for a protein of 326 amino acids. Lineage: Eukaryota; Viridiplantae; Streptophyta; Magnoliopsida; Brassicales; Brassicaceae. Gene Ontology annotation, cellular component: cell wall. The record is from RefSeq and is a predicted model, not a curated record.
AUCUUUUCAACUAAAGAUAUAAUCUUCUUUAUUUUGUGCAUUUAAGAUAUUACUAACAUAAACAUGGUAGCAACAAAAUAUUUUAAAUAACUUCCAACAUAAUACAACUUAGGGAUGCCGGUGUAAUCAACAUUUUACCAUUUCAAACUUCUAGAUAAUAAAAGCUACAAUUUAACAUGGUAACAACAUAAUAAUUUAAAUGGCAACCAACAUAAUUAAUACGACUUUCAGAGAACACGGUUGAAUAAGUUUUACCAAUUCAAAAUUUAGAUGAUUAAAGCUACACCGGUGGAUUUCUUUAGAUUAAGAAAUCAAUGUAGACGCCUAGAUGAAGUUUCUCUAAGAGGGCGAUUUCCGGUGGUUCUAUUUCCUUAUUUAAAUAAGUUUUUUUCUUUUCCCUCACCGUGAGUGGACUCAAUUUCUAGCCUUUGGCUACGGUGGUUAUUAUUCUGGAAAAUAUUCAUGUUUCUUUUUUUCCAUCUCCCUCUUUCCUUAAUUAUUCACCAAAGAUUUCUCUUGCUCGAUUUCUUGCCUAAAAUAGCGAGGAAAUUGAUUUUCUUUCCUUCUAUCAUGAUGUCUUUAAGGAUUUGUGUUCAAUUUUGCGCCAUCAAAGGAAAAUUUUCAUUGAUUUGCUCUGACCUAUUACCGGAGAUCCAUAGAGUCCUGCAAUCUCAGCUGCUCCGCCCCCUUUCUCUGCCGCCGACGAUAGUUGAUUCAUUGCACCAAAGCCUCAAGUCGAUGUCUAUUGAGGAGGAUGAGGUUCCACUCACUUUACCGGAUAGCCCGAGAUUCAGAGUCUUUGAUGUUCUAUCUCUCUUGGCUUUGACACUUCCAUUAGCCAUUGCUUCUGAUCCAAGCCCCCUUCAAGAUUUCUGCGUUGGCGUCAAUACACCAGCAAGUGGAGUGUUUGUGAAUGGAAAGUUCUGCAAGGAUCCAAGGAUCGUUAACGCAGAUGACUUCUUUUCAUCGGUACUCAACAGACCUGGAAAUUUAAAUAACGCUGUUGGGUCCAAUGUGACAACUGUCAAUGUUGACAACCUUGGAGGAUUGAACACCCUUGGAAUCUCACUUGUUCGUAUAGACUAUGCACCCAACGGUCAGAACCCACCUCACACUCACCCACGUGCCACUGAAAUCUUGGUUGUCCAACAAGGAACCUUGCUUGUAGGGUUUGUCUCUUCAAACCAAGAUCGAAACCGUCUUUUCGCCAAAACGCUCAAUGUUGGUGAUGUAUUUGUGUUUCCAGAAGGACUCAUCCAUUUCCAGUUCAACCUAGGACGAACUCCAGCGGUUGCAAUCGCUGCGUUGAGCAGUCAAAACGCAGGUGUUAUCACGAUUGCUAACACAGUGUUUGGCUCUAACCCAGCUAUAGACCCGAAUGUUCUUGCAAGGGCAUUCCAGAUGGAUGCCAAUGUCGUCAGGGAUUUACAAAAUAGGUUCUAAUAAAAUAAGAAUUGUCGUAUUUGGAAUUGGUUUAUAUUACGUUCUUUCUUCAGAAUAAUGAUUACCAAAUCAGCCUGAUGUAUGAUGUUGUUUGUUUGUUUCUAUCUUACCUGAAGUUUUUCAGUGAAUAAAUAAUCUUGUUCCAAAA